UGAAAGUUGAUAUCUCCUUCCAUUUAUGUUUUCAGAUGAUAUAGCAACCGACCUAUUCGUUCAAAAUGAUGAGUUUGAAAGCGAAUCAGACUUUGAGCAAACCGGUCAAUUUGAUGAAGUAUGUCCGAGUCCCAAACGACAAAAGGUAAAUGACUUCUUUGCCUCCUUGGAUGAUGAAAGCACAGAGGAAAGUGACGGGAGUGAUGAGAGUGACUGGGAAGACAUUCCUAUACCAAGUGUAAGUAACGGGUUAAUUGAUGAGACGGCAGCUCCAGAAAGUUUCAAUAUUGUAAUAUCCAAUGAAGAUUCUGAUGAAGCAAAGAAGCAACGCCAGAGGCGUGAAAAACUUCAGACUCUUAUAAAAGAAAAGCAGAAACGGGUAAGUAUCCAAUAUCUUUCUGUAUUAUGCUAUAUAAUCCACGCAAGGAUUAGAAAUGGCUGGAUUAGUUCAAGGUUAUGUCAUAAGAAAUUAAAAGGUCUUCUUCCCGAAUCGUUCAUGAAAUCGAACUAUAAAUCAUUGAAAAAGUUGAUGAAAAAUCCAACAAAUAACACAGUAAACGGCGAGUCUGAUAAAUUGUUGGUCUAUGUUAUAAAAUAUCUUAUCAAGUGGUUUCGAUUUAAUUUCAAAAUUGACCAAAAUGGCUUAAGAGUACUCGGAUUUUUACCUUCACAAGGUGAUCCCACAACUUACUUCCCCACGGCCAAUACUAAAAUAGGGUCCCUUCAUGAUUUUAUUUCCGUGAUUAAAAAAUUCAAACAUAAUAGGGAUACUGGUGCUCAAGUGUUUACUGCUAUUUUACGGUCUCUAGGGUUCGAAGCAAAUCUAUGCAUGUCUUUGAUGCUAUUACCUACAUUAAGAUCAGCUAAUUUACAACCAAAGCUAGACAAAGAGAAACUUUCUCGUAAUAAGGAUAACGAUCUCCUCUACCCGUAUUUUUGGACGGAAUUGAUAAAUCCGUUCGAUCGACUGGAAAUUUUUGUGGUUGAAACUAUUUGCUUUCAUAAUGAACAAGAUCGACUUAUUAGAUUGAAAAGAUUUCCUUCAAACCAAAGAAAAAUUUUAUCGUUAAACGAACACUUUACUGAAAGAUAUGCACCAAAUCUCGAUAGGUUCAAUAUAAUGCCCCCGAUGUCUUAUGUUAUAAGUUUUACCAACAAUAAUGCAGUUAAAGAUAUCACUCCUCGUUACAAAUCUGAUAUCAGUUAUAGAUAUUUCGGUAGACUUGACUUAAGAACUGAAAGUGGUAGAGUGGCAUUAUUGGUUCAAUCUUUGGUAAGAUCUUUCAACAAGCACCAUAAUUAUACCUUUGAAGACUAUAAAGAAUUUGAUACGUUAAGGGAAAUUGCUUUUCUCAAUUAUUCCAUUCCCCUGACAUUUUCAAGUAUGAAGAAAAAUCCUAAUAUAGUGACAGAGUCAACAUUGAGAUAUAAUGAAGUGCUUGAUCACAACGCAAAACCUAUUGGUUCGGUUUCAAUAACUAAAACAAAGAGGUUAGAACCAAUUUAUUUCAAAAAUGCAAUAAUAAUAGGAAAGUCGGAGCAACAAUGGAAGUUUUUGGGAAGAUCAAUCAAACCCGAUCAGAUAGAAUUUCCCAUAAAGAUGACUGACGCGUUACAACCAAGAACAAUAUUCAAAAGAAAGGUAUUCAAUUCUAACAUGCUCAACAAUCAAAGCGAAUUAAAUAGAACAAAGUUGUAUAGUUUUGAUCAAACAUGUCCUUAUAUUAAAGAAAAGGUAUCGGUUUCUGAAACAGGAGAAGUAUCGCUUCCUAGGAAUAAAUAUGGAAACAUUGAGAUAUUCAAGGAUCUGAUGAUACCGGAUGACUGUUACUGGUUAAAGUUAUCUGAUUCAGAAAAGAUAUUCAGGUACUUCAAGAAGAACAAAAGCAACCCGCCUUUCGCAGAGGCAAUGGACUACGUUCCUGUAGUGGUGGGAUUUGAUUUCAGGUCAAAACUAGGUAAUGCAGUUCCUAUAAAAGAUGGAAUUAUUAUAUUGAAGCUGCAAGAGAUUCAAGCAAAAAAGGUCUGGCUUCAUGGAAAGAUCAUGAUACAUAAACUGGAAGUCCAAUUUAAAGAACUUCGGCUAUUGACAACCUGGAAAUUUUUCUUAAAAAGCUUACGAAUAAAAGAACGAGUAGAUAAAGAUUAUAAAUGAUCUAUUUAUAAUCAGGAGCAGCUUCUGUGACUGAUAAACGAAAUUUUUUGAACUUUUCAAGUACCUCUAUCUUGGCUCCUUUAGUUGAACCUCCUUGAAGCACAGAGCUUUUCUCGAUUAAUCUCUUGAUUUCUCGGUCGCUUUCGGAUAAGUGAUCUUUAGGUAACCAUAUCUUUGGUUUCUCAUACUUGAAAGAUGGAUGUGAGUAAAACAUAGCUUGAUUCAGGUAAAAACUAUUGCUAUUCAAUGAGAGUUCGUCUGCGUUUUCUUUCGGCGACCGGAACCUAGAGCCUGGGUCUAAUUCUGAAGGAUCUUUAUCCGAUAGAAUAGGUAAAUAUGAAAAAUGAUUCACAUAUCGUUGAUAGAUGGAAAUAUUACCGAAUAUAGUUAAGAGUAAAACUAUCAGCAUGAUUGUACCUUGAAUCUUCAUUGGACAAAUACCUUGAUUAUUCUUCAGUGAAAAGAAUAUCCCAAUUAAGCAAAACUCUAAGCAAU
Molecule: messenger RNA, 2650 nt
Organism: Hyphopichia burtonii NRRL Y-1933
Lineage: Eukaryota; Fungi; Ascomycota; Pichiomycetes; Serinales; Debaryomycetaceae
Exons: 1
Coding region: 26-2155 (709 amino acids)
Biological process (GO): nucleotide-excision repair; mismatch repair
Cellular component (GO): cytoplasm; nucleotide-excision repair factor 2 complex; nucleus
Molecular function (GO): damaged DNA binding; single-stranded DNA binding
Source: RefSeq, a predicted model, not a curated record